Pterocles gutturalis (yellow-throated sandgrouse) is the source of this 810-nucleotide messenger RNA. Its product is annotated as polyubiquitin-B. The transcript has a single exon. Lineage: Eukaryota; Metazoa; Chordata; Aves; Pterocliformes; Pteroclidae. Gene Ontology annotation, biological process: modification-dependent protein catabolic process; protein ubiquitination. Gene Ontology annotation, molecular function: ubiquitin protein ligase binding; protein tag activity. Gene Ontology annotation, cellular component: nucleus; cytoplasm. Bases 42 to 731 code for a protein of 229 amino acids. The record is from RefSeq and is a predicted model, not a curated record.
GGGAAAAGUGACUGCGGUGGUUUUCCUUCUUCCAGAGCAAAAUGCAGAUCUUCGUGAAGACCCUGACUGGCAAGACCAUCACCCUGGAGGUGGAGCCCAGUGACACCAUUGAGAAUGUCAAGGCUAAGAUCCAGGACAAGGAAGGCAUUCCUCCAGAUCAGCAGAGGCUCAUCUUCGCUGGCAAGCAGCUGGAAGAUGGGCGCACCCUGUCUGACUACAACAUCCAGAAGGAAUCCACCCUGCACUUGGUGCUGCGUCUCAGAGGGGGCAUGCAGAUCUUUGUGAAGACCCUAACUGGCAAGACCAUCACCCUGGAGGUGGAGCCCAGUGACACCAUUGAGAACGUCAAGGCCAAGAUCCAGGACAAGGAAGGCAUUCCCCCUGACCAGCAGAGGCUGAUCUUUGCUGGCAAGCAGCUGGAAGACGGGCGCACCUUGUCUGACUACAACAUCCAGAAGGAAUCCACCCUGCACUUGGUGCUGCGUCUCAGAGGGGGCAUGCAGAUCUUUGUGAAGACCCUGACCGGCAAGACAAUCACCCUGGAAGUUGAGCCCAGUGACACCAUUGAGAAUGUCAAGGCUAAGAUCCAGGACAAGGAAGGCAUUCCUCCAGAUCAGCAGAGGCUCAUCUUCGCUGGCAAGCAGCUGGAAGAUGGGCGCACCCUGUCUGACUACAACAUCCAGAAGGAGUCCACCCUCCACUUAGUGCUGCGCCUGAGGGGUGGUAACUGAACUGGCCAGUUGUUGUUUGCUUCCAAGUGAAAGUUUCUCUGCACUUGUUCAUUCCAAUAAAGCUGUUGCAUCCACAAAA